AUGGACUCUCCUCAUUCAUCGAUAGUUGAACAAGAAAAUAUACUUGAACAAGCACUUCGAACUUAUGAAGAAAGUGAACGAUCAUUAAAAUCAAUUUGUAAUUCAGUUGAACAAGAAAAUAAUGAUCUGGAAAAUCAAUUAAAAACUCUUCAAACACAUCAAACAAUGUUAAUAAAACAAUAUCAUCUAUUAAAAGAACAUCUUCAUCAAAUUCGAGGUGAACAUGCACGAUUAGCUGAAAGACAAUUAUUUAUUGAUCAACAAACAAAUCAUAUUCAUCAACGUUAUGAACAAGUUCAAUUAGCUUUAAAAAAAAUUCUUUCUUCAGCUAUGUUAACAAAUGAAGAUUUAUCUUGUGAAACAUUUUCAAUCUUAGGAUUUAAAUUAAUUCCAAUCGAUGAAGAAAAACGUACAACAAAUGAUAUUGGAACAGAUUAUGAUCCACCAUGUUUAUCAUCAAAAAGAAAAUUAACAUUAACUGAUUAUAAUCAUAAACAUCACAAAAAUAAUUCAUUAUCACAAAGAUCAUCGAAGUAA
Adineta steineri is the source of this 537-nucleotide messenger RNA. The record is from the annotation of a GenBank genome assembly. NCBI's taxonomy places the organism in Eukaryota, Metazoa, Rotifera, Eurotatoria, Adinetida, Adinetidae.